AUGGCGUGGGACAUCACGUUGGAUUUCGAAUACGUUGUUACUAAGAAACCUCCACCACGGAUAUGUUUCGGAACGGGGCUUGAACGUGAGGUAUUGCCAACACAGGGUCCUUGUUUGAGUCCUUUUAUGAGACGCAUUGCAAAAGAAAUCCAUCCUAAUUUAGGACCGGGUACAUAUGAGGAGAACCGUGAUGCUUUUUAUGACGUUACGCAUAAGAUAUAUAGUAAAUUGUACUAUGGAGCCAGGGCACCCCGUUGGAAAACGAAGCACGAGUACCAGCCGCCGCCAAGAGAAAUCCCCCCGAAAGAACCUGUUCCUCAGAACUGUGCGCCAUUUAACUCCACCUCUAAAAGGAAAACGAUGUCUAAACCUUUCGAGUACCCUGCAUCCUGCGACUACUAUCCCGUGUACAGAAAAAGGCAAAUGAAGUUUGCAUACAGCUUCUCGGGUAAAAAGCUUUUGAAAUGCGCAGUUGAGAUUAAAUGUGUUCCGUAUAAUCUGGAUGUCUGCGCUGUGUGCAGUUGCUCAUGUUCAUUACAAGGCGACUAUUGGCAAUAUGAAAAUAGAAUCUUCCUUUGCAGAAAGCAUUAUGCUAGAUUGUUCAAACAUUGUUUAUCAAAGUUUCAAGGUGUUAAGCUGGCUGAAUUCAAGCCCAUCCGUGAUUGUUUCUUUGCGCACGCUCAUAAUAGCUGUAAAGCUGCUUUAAAAAUAAUGACGUCAGAAGAUAUACAAAAGAAGCUUAGAAAAGAAGCGUAUCUCGACUUAUAUUUCCCUCAACGACGUUAUUGUAAUAACUGA
Messenger RNA from Parnassius apollo (apollo), 798 nucleotides. The record is from the annotation of a GenBank genome assembly. NCBI's taxonomy places the organism in Eukaryota, Metazoa, Arthropoda, Insecta, Lepidoptera, Papilionidae.